Molecule: messenger RNA, 894 nt
Organism: Phytomonas sp. EM1
Lineage: Eukaryota; Euglenozoa; Kinetoplastea; Trypanosomatida; Trypanosomatidae
Source: the annotation of a GenBank genome assembly
AUGCCUCUUCGAGAAAGGGUAGCUGUGCUCAUUGAUGGCCCAGCUGUAGUACAUCGUUGGUACCACCGAUGGAGUUACACCCAACAAAAGCAAGGAACUGAUAUUGAUCCUAAAAUAUUUGCCAUCAGGAACGCGCGCUAUAUCAUCGCGGCUGCGCAUAGCUUCGAUCCUACACAUCUUUCACAGCAUCUCCUCUCCCCACAAAUUGACUACACGCGCACGCCCAAACACAAUAAGAUAAUCGUAUUCUUUGACAACGGAGAUGGUGGUCGUCGGAGUGUUUGCGAAGAAUACAAAAGGAACCGAGCUGCGUUGAAGAGGACGCCUGAGCUGCUACUGAUCGAGAAGGUUGUCAAAAAAGUCUUACAGGAGGAGCCUAAAGAGACGGCGUUGGUGGUUCCCGGUAACAAUGCAGACUUGAAGAUAGUCAAUGCUGAGGCUGACGACAUGAUCGCCACCGUCGCUUUGCACAAUCAAAAGCUGAAGUUACCAACCGUGGUGAUAUCACACGAUUACGACCUUUACCAGCUCAUCGAUGAAUCCAAAAAGAGCUACCAUUACGACAUCCGCACGAAGCAUUUGAUUUCGGAGAAGACUGUGAUGAAUCGCAUAGGGGUUCCUCCAAAGCUGGUGCGGGACUUCAAGGCAAUUGCGGGAGAUGUGUCGGAUAAUAUUCCUGGAAUCAAAGGCAUAGGGAAGAUCCGCGCACGUCAACUGCUGUGCAAGUACGGUGAUUUGCAGGGGGUGCUUUCGAAGGGAGUCAAGGAGCAAAGUGGUCGGGUUGGAGAGAUUCUCCGUGAAGGUGCCAAGGAGGCACUUUUAUCUAAAAGUCUGGUUGACUUUAGGAUGUGUCCCAAGGUGUUGAAAGCAUGCGAAAAGUUUAUGAAGCUGUAG